Molecule: messenger RNA, 5539 nt
Organism: Polypterus senegalus (gray bichir)
Lineage: Eukaryota; Metazoa; Chordata; Cladistia; Polypteriformes; Polypteridae
Gene: ptchd1
Product: patched domain containing 1
Exons: 3
Coding region: 1733-4471 (912 amino acids)
Biological process (GO): chemical synaptic transmission; cognition
Cellular component (GO): synapse; plasma membrane
Source: RefSeq, a predicted model, not a curated record
UUCCUUCAGUACUAUCCCUAAUCGUCCAAUCAGGAAAUCUCCCACACUCCCUCACCAUGCCAGCCAUCACGAGAUGACUAAUGGUGCAUAUCAGAACCUAAAAACAAGUCUGAUUUGGUAUCUCUCCACCUUCAGCGCUUCCCUUUUGCUAACAACAAUCAGAGGAAAGGAAAAGUAAGCUCGGUUUUCUGUCGGCUAACGCAGUGAAUCAGCAAAGAGCUCCUAGGAAUUAAUGGUGAGCUGCGCGGCUCAGCUGAGUCAAAGCGGUGUCAGCAGCGGAGGUGUGAAUCCUGAACACUGGAAGACGCCGGGCGGAUGUUGCUCAUAAAUUUUCAACAGGAGUUACACCUGGAAGUUUUACUUCUUUUCAGACCAGGGGAUAAAGCAUGAGCCUUUCGUCCCUUAUCCGUGGAACAUCACCGCAUGAAAAGAGGAAUUUCUUCUGAAUCUUCACAAGCGUUUCAAGGCUUUACAGAGGAUAUUUACGAAAAGUUGUUCUUUAUGUACAUUCAUGGAUCGCGGCAGCUCCAUGGGCGAUCUUCACGACCAUGACGGAGCGUAUGAUACUUAAGGGAGCCUGGGGGACUGCCGAAAGUGAUUCUUGUAGUAUGUUUGCCAUGGAAAUGAGAGAUUCACGCCUGCUUAGACUGCUUGCUGCCUACCUGACAAUGUGCACCGAAAAGGGAGGGUUUGCGUAGGGUAUCGAUGGAUUCAAUAAAAGCUUUAAAGUGAUGCGGAGAUGAGCAAGAACAUUUAGGACAAAUGAAAUACACAAAAUUAUACUUAUGCAUUUCUCCUUCCAAACACAACUGGAUGUCUGGCAUUCUUUCGGUCACAUAAAUAAUCAGUCAUGAAUUAGCAGUCCCGUUCAUUUAGGGUUUGCAACCUGAGAUCAUUACUUGAAAAUGUAAGCAUACCCCAAAAAUGAUAGGCUGUGUGUGUUCGUGUGUGCUGUACACUAUAUAGUUAUGUUCUUCAUUAUAAUGAAUGGCCACGCAGUGCUUUACCUCAAGUGCCCACAAACCCAGUGUUUGUAGACAGCUGUGAUGCUGCUGUAUCUCUCAUGAGUUAGCAGGAAAGCUGCAGUCACGUAUGUAACUGCUAGACUGCAUAGGAAAAGCUGGGAAUCCUUAAAACGUCAAAACAGCAAAUGUUUAUGGAUUGUGGAAAAAAAAAUGUUUUGGCAUGUUUUUGCUUUAUCAUUAGUAAUAGAUAAAAGUGGCUUCUGAUGCCAAACAACAGAGGGCGCGUCAUGAGAAAUGUUCGCACUUUGCUGUAAUUUUAUAAUUUCUUUAUCACCUAUGGAAGAAAUGCUGCGCUGCCGGCAACAUUUGUUGUAGCAGAACGAGUCUGCAAGUCUGGAAAUCGGAGAACCAGAAAAGCUGUAGAAAUUACCGCGCAAAGACAGCGAGUAAUGCACAUCAUGAAAGCCGCACAAGACUAAUUUCAAGCACGUAUGUGUAAUUUUAAGAAGCUGAGAGAGGAGACAUAACACCAAUAUAUGUGUCCCCAAGUUCUUUUAUGUAAUAAGUAUAACACGAAAAGCAUGGAAUCCGAGCGCUAGCUGAAGGGUGGAGGGAGCAGGGGCUGACAAAGGUGCAUUCUUAAUUUAAAAAUUGAGUCUCGAACUGCAUUUUUUUUUUUUGGUCUCUUGAUUUCUCUCCCUGCUGGGUUUCAGCGACCAGCUGGGGAUAUUUUAUUAGAAUUAGUUUCCCUGUGGUCGUGGCCCCUGAUGGUUUUGCCCUGGCAUUGGGAGAGGCUCGGAUCCUGCAGAUUGUUCCUCGCUCUCCCGGGUACUCUUUGCACUAGGAUGUUGCGGCAGGUUUUGCACGGAGGGCUGAGGACGUCUUUCUCCAAGCUUGGCCACUUCGUCGCCAAUCAUCCGGUGUUCUUCGCCUCCGCCCCAGUGCUCAUUUCAAUUCUACUCGGAGCCAGCUUCAGUCGCUACAGGAUUGAAGAGAACGUGGAGUACCUGUUGGCCCCACAGCACAGCCUGGCUAAAAUUGAAGGCAACUUAGUGGACAGUCUUUUCCCUCUGAAUAGAUCCAAACAUACGCUGUAUUCAGACCUGCAGACGCCCGGGAGGUACGGCAGAGUGAUUAUUACCUCUCCUGGGAAAGGAAAUAUGCUCGAUCAACAUCACAUUGACCUCGUGCUAAAGUUGCAUACCUCCGUGACCAAGAUUCAAGUGCACAUGCUGGGUUUCAACUACACAUUUGCGCAUAUUUGCAUUUUGGACGAUAAUAAGAGUUGCAUUGUUGAUGAAAUCAUGCGAGUCCUGGAAGAGUUAAAAGCUUCAAGAUCUUCAAACCGAACAAGCUUCACAAUUCGGUAUCCCAUCACAUACCUUAAGGAUGGAAGGGAGGUCUAUAUUGGACAUCAACUAGGAGGAGUUCUAACUCACAGCAAGGAUCGGGUAAAGUCAGCUGAAGCAAUUCAGUUAACCUACUAUUUGCAAGCAAUCAACACAUUGAAUGACGUAGUCGCAAACAAGUGGGAAACCAAAUUCUACGAAACAGUUGAACUUUUCCAGCAGGCACAUCCGGAGCUGAAGAUGUACCCCUUCAUUUCUUCUUCUCUGCAAAGUGAUUUUCAGAAGAGCAGCAAGGUUUCUGAGCAACACCUGAUUACAAGCCUGACCCUUGUGGUAACACUAGCUAUUCUCUUUAGUUCAAUGUGGGACUGUGUCCGCAGCAAACCUUGGUUAGGCCUACUGGCUGUUCUGACAAUUAGUCUUGCAACUCUGACUUCAGCAGGGAUAAUCAACCUUGCUGGUGGGAAAUACAAUUCAACUUUCCUAGGAAUUCCCUUCAUUGUACUAGGACAUGGACUUUAUGGCACUUUUGAAAUGCUUGCAUCCUGGAGGAAGACCAGAGAGGACCAGCAUGUCAAGGAAAGAACAGCUACAGUUUAUGCAGACUGCAUGAUCCCUUUCACACUCACCACCGCAAUGUACAUGGUUACCUUUGGCAUCGGUGCCAGCCCCUUCACCAAUAUUGAGGCCGUACGCAUUUUCUGCCACAACACAUGCAUCUCAGUGUUCUUUAACUACCUCUAUAUAAUGACAUUUUAUGGCUCAAAUUUGGUGUUUACUGGUUACCUAGAAAACAAUUACCAGCAUAACAUUUUUUGCAAAAAGGUGCCAAAGCCUGAGGUCUUGCAGCAGAAGCCUGCCUGGUAUCGAUUUUUCAUGUAUACCCAUUACAAUGAAGAAAGCGGUGAAUCUAUAGAAAUGAGCUCAUAUGACAGCCAUCUUCUAGUUUGUUUCAUGAAACGUUACUAUUGUGACUUUAUAACAAACACAUAUGUGAAACCAUUUGUGGUACUCUUCUACUUAGUUUAUAUCUCUUUUGCCUUAAUGGGCUACUUGCAAGUUAGUGAAGGUUCAGACCUUAGUAACUUAGUAGCCACUGAAUCAAGCACCAUUGCAUAUACAACUGCGCAGCAGAAAUACUUUAGUAAUUAUAGCCCAGUGAUUGGAUUCUACAUUUAUGAGUCAAUUGAGUACUGGAAUGUCAGCGUCCAGGAAGACGUCUUAGAAUACACAAAGGGUUUUGUGAGGAUAUCCUGGUUUGAAAGUUAUUUAAACUACCUUCGAAGGCUCAAUGUGACCACCGGCUUGUCAAAAAAAAACUUCACAGAUAUCCUACGCAACUCCUUUCUGAGGUCACCUCAGUUUUCCCACUUCUCUGAUGACAUCAUCUUUGCGAGAAAGUCCUUCAGCGAGGUGGAGGUUGUUGCGUCACGUAUGUUUCUGGUCGCCAAAACCACCGAGAACAAGAGGAAGGAAAUGUAUAUCCUUCUGGAUACCUUGCAAAAACUAUCACUGACAUCCAAGGUGAAAUUCAUCAUCUUCAACCCCUCCUUUGUAUACAUGGACCGUUAUGCGUCCUCCGUGGGAGCACCACUGCAGAAUUCCUGUAUCAGUGCCCUGUUUCUUCUUUUUUUCUCUGCUUUUCUGGUGGCGGACUCGCUAAUUAAUGUUUGGGUGACCCUAACAGUAGCCUCAGUAGAGUUUGGGAUUGUCGGCUUCAUGACCUUGUGGAAGGUGGAUUUAGACUGCAUUUCAGUCCUCUGUUUGAUUUAUGGAAUAAACCACACCAUUGACAAUUGCAUCCCCCUGAUCUCCACUUUUGUGUUGGGCAAAGAUUUCACAAGAACUAAGUGGGUAAAGAACACCCUUGAACGCCACGGGGUGGCCCUUUUACAAAACUACCUAUGUUAUACCGCCGGUCUCAUUCCUCUUGCUGCUGUGCCUUCCAAUAUGACCCGCAUACUGUUCAGGUGCUUGUUUUUGAUAGCUUUUGUUACUUUUUUUCACUGCUUGGCCAUCUUACCUGUCAUGUUGACUUUUCUUCCCCCUUCGAAAAAGAAAAGGAAAGAAAAAAAGGGGCCAGAGAAUCGUGAAGAGAUUGAAUGUGUAGAGAUGGUGGACAGCAUCAGAGUAGUUGAUCAAAUCACGUCUGUCUGAAGCUCUGAGGAUACAAAUUCAGGGGUAAUGUGAUGGUAAAAUUACAAAACAAGUAAAUGUGCACCCAUACUGAGGGGCAUUAAAGAAAAGCACCAAGACGUGGUGUUGUUAAGGCCAUCUCCAGACAUGAACAAAUGAGAAGGAGAUCUCCCAUCAAUUGAGAAAACAAUGAUAGAAGUGUAAGAAGGCAGUCAGUGAGAAUCUGAUAGCAGGAGGCAAAGUGAACAGGAAAUUAAGUUCAGUUAAAAAGAACAUGCAAAAGACAUCAGCAUUGACAAAGCAGAUAAUAAUACAUUUGUGGUAUUUUCAAAUUACUUUCCUGUCGAUGAUAUUUAGGAGGUCAACUGCCUAGCAAAUACAGAGGUGAACUUUAUCAAAUGGAAGGGAGAGUGUGGGGAAUUUUAUCUAGCAGUUUAAAAUUGAUUUGAAUGAAAAGAUUCAAAUUUUACUUGAAGUGGACUAGCGUGAGGAUACUGCUUGCAGUCAGAAUUGUGAUUCCAGAGAUUUAACAAGCGUUAAGUUCUGUUGGGGCUUUACAUUUUGUCAGCUGGCAGGCUAAAAUCAACUCUUUGCUAUAAUGGGUCCUAAAUAACAGUUGAAAACAUAAAAGAGCCACAAAUGACCAAUUUUAAUGGUUUUUAUUCUGUUAUCCAGCUGAUAAGUGAACUGUGUUUAUUUUAUUUUUUUAAAUUGCCAGACCCAGCAUGCUACUGAAAAAAAUCAAUAUGCAACUGAAUUAUAUUACCUUCUGUUCAUUUGCACCAUGCAGUGUCUCAUUAGGAACCUAAUUCUCACCUUUUUCUGGCCAGACAAUCUAUUCUUAGACCACAGAGAUAAGUUGUCAGUUACCCUUUUUGUUCAACAUCUUCUAUUUAGGGUGCCAACCCACUACAAGCCACCAAAGUACCAAGCAACCUCUACUCAGUACACUGUUACCAUUUUUCAUCAUUUUGUAUAUUGUGCAGUUGAGAGAACUGAUUUGUUGAAAAAUUUCCCAUCAUUCCUUUAGCACUCUAUUGGUGAACUUAAAAAUGCUUUAUGCUUUUUAAAUUUUUGUAAUCUUUUUCC